Onychostoma macrolepis is the source of this 4095-nucleotide messenger RNA. RefSeq names its product oxidation resistance 1b (gene oxr1b). NCBI's taxonomy places the organism in Eukaryota, Metazoa, Chordata, Actinopteri, Cypriniformes, Cyprinidae. Gene Ontology annotation, cellular component: nucleus. Gene Ontology annotation, biological process: response to oxidative stress. The record is from RefSeq and is a predicted model, not a curated record.
CGGAGCGUUAAUGCUGGCAUAGUGUGAGUGAUAUUCUGUGGCAGGUGCGAUCAUAAACACUGCAUGAAAUAUCUAUUCAAUAUUCACUGGAUAUGCUGACGCAUUACCUGGCUUAAGGUCCACUCCAUAGAGCUGGCCUAUCGCUGUCAUUGUGUCACCCAUCCAACACAGUAUAACAAGGACCCAGAAUGUUCAGCACAAAGAGGUUGAAGAAGAAGUCCCAGUCAGUGGACAUCCCUGAUGAGGGGUAUGCUGGUUCUCUCGUCAAAGACCUGCUGGCGUCGCCUCUUAUACGGAAUGUGGCCAGAUCAGCCAUUGGUGAAGAAAAGGAGAUCAAUACCACUAACAUCCAAAAGGCUCGUAGUCCUCGACGUGGAGAGCUCAAGCGAGGGUAUACCAUAGACACCGGGCAGAAAAAGAGUGCACUGGAGAGGAAAGAUGUGCGGAGGAUAUCCUUCCAGAGGCCCAAAGGCACCAUGGAGUACGUGGUGGAGUCCCGGGACACACUCAACAGCAUUGCGUUGAAGUUUGACACGACUCCCAAUGAGCUUGUCCAGCUCAACAAACUCUUCUCUCGCGCUGUGGUCCCUGGCAAGGUGCUGUAUGUGCCUGAUCCGGAAUAUAUCUCCAGUGCGGACAGCUCUCCCCUCAGUCCCAUCAGCCCCCUCUCCCCCACCUCUUCAGAGGCUGAUCUGGAGAAGGCCACCACAGAUUCAGAUAAUGUCCAUCGGAGGCACAGCACCGCCGGCCCGGGCCACGGACCCCCUCGGCCAGCCAGAGUGGUGUCAUCCACCUCCGAGGAAGAAGAGGCGCUAACGGAAAAGUUCCUUAAAAUGAACUGCAAAUACAUCACAGAUAGCAAGGGAAUAGUCAGUGGUGUUCUUUUGGUCACCCCAAACAACAUCAUGUUUGACCCUCAUAAGUCAGACCGGCUGGUGCAGGAGCGAGGAUGUGAGGAGUACGGGAUCAUGUGCCCGCUGGAGGAGGUGCAGUCUGCAGCCAUGUGCAGGGAAAUCACCGACAUCAGGGUUCGAGAGCUUGUGCCACCAGAUCUGGAGCUAGAGCCUUCUGUAAUUGAGGUGAGCCAUCUCAAGAGGGCACCUCGUCUCAAUGCAGCCGAUGCAGCACACCGAAUCCGUGAGACGGGCAACGACAGUGCCAGUACGGCCCCUCGUAGCACAGAAGCGUCUCUGUCCGAAGACGUUUUUACAGAGUCAGAACUUUCUCCAGUCCGUGAUGAUGCCCUCGCGACAUCUUCUGACGAGCUGCAGCAGAUAAAGUCCUCUGGUGCGUCUUCUGAAUCGGUGCAAACCAUCAACCAGGCCGCCACAGCCACCGAAGAACCCUCAAUGGUCGACAAAAAGGAUGUAAAAGAAGCUGUACAAAAUGCAGAAACUGAGGGAAGAGGAUGGAAGGAUAGUGGUAUUGAGCAGAGUCUGAAUACUGCAGAUUUAUCCAGUGAGGUUGUGUCUGAGAAUGUAAUGAGGGACCAGCCUGUGGAUGAGGCCAAAUCACGCACCACAUCUGAGUCACUUUGUUCGGACACUGUGGCUGUUGAGGAUUUUGCAAAAGCCCAUGAGACACAGAAGAGCAUGGAAGCUCAGACUUUGCAAUCAACCAGUGAAAUGAAGGAAGGAGAGCAAGGGAUAUCCAAUGACUUUACACCAGCUAAUGAGAUUGGAGCAGAUGAGGGACAGAGUACAGAGGAAGUUGUGCCGGGGCCCAAAGGCAAGCAGAAGUCCAAGUCGUACAAGUUCCUGUGCCUGCGGGUUGGCAGGGCCAUGCGGAAGACUUUUGUUUCCCAUGCCAGUGCCUCCAUGCAGCAGUACGCCCAAAGAGACAGGAAGCACGAGUACUGGUUCGUUGUUCCAUCUGAGAGGUCAGACCACCUGUAUGCAUUCUUUGUCCAGUGGACCCCUGAUGUGUAUGGAGAAGGGUUUGGCGGACUGACGCGGGAGCCUGGGUUUGUAGUGGUUAAAAAGAACCAGGACGCUGAAAGCGGGGAGCACGACAAACCAGUACCUGAUAUCACAUUCAAGGACUGGGAGGUAGUUUCUGUGACUGAGUACUACCGGCGGAUAGAUGCGCUAAACAGUGAGGACCUGCGCUCGCUCUGCAAACGUCUUCAGAUCACAACCAAGGAAGAGGUGGUCUCCAAACACAUGGUAAAGAGUGACCCAGAACCCGAAUCAUUCAGGCCCAGUCUGAAUGAGCCCAGUGCCCUGCUGCAACCUGAUCAGAUCGAGAAGCUGGCCAAGAACCUCCCACCCAGGACGAUUGGCUAUCCCUGGUCUCUGGCGUACAGCACAUCCAAACACGGCAUGAGCAUCAAGAGCCUGUACCGCGCCAUGCAGGCCCAGGACUCCCCGGUACUCAUGGUGAUCAAGGACAGCGAUGGACAGCUGUUUGGAGCUCUUGCUUCAGAGCCAUUUAAAGUUAGUGACAGCUUCUAUGGCACCGGAGAGACAUUUGUUUUCACCUUCUGUCCAGAAUUUGAGGUCUUCAAAUGGACUGGUGACAAUAUGUUCUUCAUCAAAGGAGAUAUGGACUCCUUAGCAUUUGGCGGUGGAGGGGGUGAAUUUGGGCUGUGGUUGGAUGGCGACCUCUAUCAUGGCAGAACUCACUCAUGUAAGACCUUUGGAAAUCCAAUGCUCUCGAAAACGGAGGACUUCUAUGUGCAGGACAUUGAAAUAUGGGCCUUUGAAUAACACCCUCCCACCUCCACCUCACGGACUCAGUACACAAUAAAGCGGGGUUAUAAGGCCACAUCACUAGACCCCCAUAACUGAUUGUACACCCUCCACUUGGCUCCUAAGAAGCCCUGAUAGAGGCAGAGCAGAUAUACAGUGUACACUAUCCUUCAUUUCUGGAAACAGUCAGCAUGGUUGGGUGUUUUUCGCUGGUGUCCCAGUGAAAGUUUCUUUACCCAUUUCCAGCCUGAGGUCCUCUAGUUUUGAGGAUAAGGGCGCUAAUGGCUUUUCCAGAAUGUUCUAGAACUUUCCAAAAGAAAUGUAGCUCCAGACCUUCCCAAGAGUCAUAAAACAAUGGGUUUUCAAUCCUACUACUUUCAUCAACUGUAGCAUUGUGUCUAUUUCAAGCACUUUAAAUAUCUAACCUCAAAACCCCAUUAUUUAUCUGUGUCUGUGUGCUCACACAGGCUCUAUAUACUCAAAAGCCACUACUUAAUGUAAUAUUCAGUACCGUGUUGCUGUAAAAUGUGGAGUAACAUGCAAAUUCACGUGUGGUUCCCUUUUCAUGUUCGUAUGCUUUCCUGCAAGUCCUUUUUUCUUUUAGGAAGCCAUUUUGGUGGGUGGGGCAUCUGAAGGAGUAUAUAUACAUAUAUAAAUACAUAUAGCAAUUAUAUAUUUAUACCUUUAUUAGUGUACUGUGUACAUAACUACUUCCCAUAUUGCUGUUAUGUGUGACAGUGAUAUGGUUUACGCUACUUUCCUUGUAAAUUUGUUCCAAUUAAUAAAUUUCUAUAUGCACACGACAUUAACGCUAAUCCAAUGUGAACGUGGAGUUUUCGUCAGGUAACCGGUCUCUUGAGACUGGCUCUUCUCGUCAACGGUAACCUGGGAACCGUAUAUAAGGUGACCUGGGCGUUCGAGGGUGAUGAAAUGACUGGUGCAACCAGAGCCAGUCUCCGAGGCUUAAGGAAGACUGCUGUCGGCGAUCAUGAGAGCGCCUGUUACUGCAAUAUUUACAAAGAGGCACAUCGACACACAAGUUGUUGGAAAUAUUGUGAAAAUUGAUGGGAAAUUGGCUCUUUUAGCAGUGUUCUGACUUGAAGUUUAAGCCAAGAGAUGGCAGCUUCCCACUGUGGCCAGCUGAAAACAUGCCCAAACAUUUGACCCAACUGCGCGCGUCUGUUGUCAGAGCAGACGUCUUGCUAUGAAGGUCUGAUGCUCUCUGCAUGCCAUGAGAUCGUGGAGCCGAAGGACUCGGACACCCUUCUGGGGCCAACUGCACAUUCCUGGUCUUCCAGUAUUUGAUGCCCAUGUGGAAGCUCAAAGAAAUGUCAUUAAUCCUCUUGAAGAUACCUGACAGAUUAUGUAUCAAUGUAUUAAUCACAAUAAAAUCUAUGUAAUAAUA